This is a messenger RNA of Saitoella complicata NRRL Y-17804, 3326 nucleotides long. RefSeq lists its product as uncharacterized. Lineage: Eukaryota; Fungi; Ascomycota; Saitoellomycetes; Saitoellales; Saitoellaceae. Bases 496 to 3312 code for a protein of 938 amino acids. The record is from RefSeq and is a predicted model, not a curated record. Gene Ontology annotation, biological process: regulation of DNA-templated transcription; DNA-templated transcription. Gene Ontology annotation, molecular function: DNA-binding transcription factor activity, RNA polymerase II-specific; zinc ion binding; DNA binding. The transcript is spliced from 4 exons.
GAUCUGGAGAGGGAGGGAGGGAGCGUAGACGACGAUCAUAGCAUCAUCAGCAGCUCGGCAAUUCCUUCAAGUCCCAUUCGCCAUCGCCAUGUUGGUCCCUCCAUUCGAUGUCGGUGGUGGUUGUACUCGUGCGCGCCACAACCCCCCACACCGGGCAGCUUUCUCGAUGUGCGAUGUGCUGCAGACUGCCUUUAAACGAAAAAGGCCCGUAUCCCGACACCACCACCAACAUCAGACACGACCCCGCCCCCGGAGUACUCAUAUAUAUCGACCGGAUCAAAUCGUGACGAAAGGUCACCUGGACACAUCCACAUCGCCGGACCUCGUGACGAUACCCAACACACCCAACGGAGUGCAGAUCGCGGGAACGGACCCCGGUUAGCGACAGCGACAAGCGAAAGACCGGUAUUAAUCUAGUGGGGCCCCCAACAACAACAUCGGAACCACGGAGGACUCGAGAUCCAGUCGAAACCAUCGACGGAGGACAUAGCUAGGAUGGAGGAUUCACCAGAAGACGGGCAGCCGUGGAAAAUAAUUAAAGUUGGACAUGGCGGCGUUGGCCGAAUAGCGCAAGCUUGCGAUCGCUGUCGAAACAAAAAGAUCAAGUGCGACGGUAAACGACCAAGCUGCACCCAAUGCGAAAACGUCGGCUUCGAAUGCCGCACAAGCGACAAACUCUCCCGACGCGCCUUCCCCCGCGGCUACACCGAAUCCCUCGAACAACGCGUCCGCGAACUCGAGAAAGACCUCCGCGAUGUCAAGAACCAGCUCCACGCGAAAGACGAGACAAUGCAGGGUCUCGUACGGACGGGAUCGAUUGCGGAGGGCGCACCGGGAUCGGUUGUCGGGGAUGGUGCAUUCGUGGAGGGUGGAGCGGGUGGGAAUCUGGGCGGUGUGGGGACGGAGGAUGAUGAGACGUAUUAUAUUGUUGGUGAGGUGAAUCGCCUGAUUUUGAACGAUGAGGAUGAGGGGUGUUAUAUGGGUUCGUCAUCUGGACGGUAUUUCAUUGAGAUACUGAGGAAGAAGUUGUUGGAGCUACGGAGUUUCGACUUGAAAGUCGAGGAUGCGUUAUUGUUGUCUGCGGAUAUCAUUGUUGCGAAUAAUGCGCCGGUGGUACAUCUUCCUCCGCCUUCCUCGUCCGCCAUCGCUCGCCGGAACUCGUUCCAUGAUGGAUUGCCUGUUCUCCCGCCCCGUGCCUUCGCGGAUCAACUCGUCCAGUCUUAUUUCCAAAAUUGGCAGCCCCUCUUUCCACUCCUUCACAAACCGACCUUUUUCAAGACUUACGAAGCGCUCUACGCCCGCGGCGCACCGUGUACUGACCCAUGCUGGUUAGCGCACCUGUACCUCGUGUUCGCCAUCAGCUCGCACGACCUCGCCGUCGAAACGGGAGAGAACCCGGAUGAUCACGCCAAAUACUACCAGCAGAGUUUGACAUACAUCCACCAAAUCGAACACCGACCCGCACUGGACUCGGUACAAGCAUUGACGUUGGCGUGUUUGUAUCUGUUUACGCAGCAUGACGCGACGACGCUUUGGAGGUAUAAGAAUGCCGCGGUGAGUACUGCGCUUCAGCUCGGGUUGCACCGUGAUCCUAAGCGAUUUGGGUUGAACCCCCUGGCGAGGGAGAUGAGGAAGAGAACGUUUUGGAGUGUGUUCGUGAUGGAGACUUUCUGUUCCGCAUUGCUUGGUUUACCGAAGGCGCUCAGGGUAAAGGACAUCGAGACCGAGCUACCGGCUGAUAUCGAUGAUGAGUAUGUUGGCGAGACCUCGUUUUACCACAUGCCUGGAUCCAGUACUAGGAUCUCUGCAGCAUUGGCGUUGGCGAGAUUAGCGAGGGUGUUGAGCAACGUUAUCGAGAACUUGUAUGGACAGUCGCAUCAGCCGCACUCGAAGUUGCGUGCUUUGGAUGGGGAAUUAGAGGCGUGGAGGAAAGGACUUAUCCCGAGUCUGCAGUUUCCGCUUAACCCGAUGGAAGCGACGGGAUCGAGGCCGGGGAUGCAUUCUCGUGCGGCUUUUCUGGGUCUUGGUUACCACUAUACCCGCACGCUGAUCCAUCGCCCUGUCAUCUCUGGACGCAAUUCGAACUCGGUUAGUAGUCCGCCGAUUAUCAAUGGCGGUCUCAACCCUACUGCGAUUCAGAAGGCUCAGCAGCAGGAGGAUCCCUGGGAGCAAGCGUGUCUAAACAUCGUGCUCGAGAGUUCGCGUAGUGUUGUGGCGUUGCUGGAUAGACUCGCUGAGAACAGAAGUCCCUUUACGUUUUGUUUGUCCCAGGGAUACGUGUUGUGGACGAACGGCAUGAUGCUUCUUUACGGUGCGCUGACAUACGGCGAGGGACCCAUUAUGGAUGAGACGAGGCAGCAUAUCGAAAAGUGUCUGAACCGCCUUCGUCGUUUGCAUGCCACGAGUACGAACGCGAAGAAGCGCUCGGAGUUGUUAGAAAAGGCUGCAGGUGCUGUCUUUGCCGUCCCUAGAAACCAGCAGGCUGCGUAUGCUGUGCCACCACAGCAACCUGCGCUUCCCACUGCGGCGUUGGCUGGGUUACAGCCAUAUCCGCAGAUUGCGCCUACGGCGGUUGGACAGCAUCCUCAGUCUAUCCUUCCCACGCCUGCCCAGCUCGCGAACUUCGUGCCGUUCCAGUCGAAUAAGUCUAUCGCCAUUGCGGCAUCUCGUGGGUCUACUAGACCGAAUACUCGACCUGGAAGUCCGAAGGCUGGGUUUGCGCACCUGACGCAAACCGAGCUCGACUUCAUUGAUUGGCCAUCUAGCAGGAAUUCCCCGACGAGUAGGUUGGCGUACGAUGAUAGCGAUCUCGAGGCUUUCUUGGCUAGUAUUGAGAAUGGUCAGGAGCCGCUGUUUGGGACUGCUCCCGCUGUUGUGCAGAACCAACAAAAUGCCCAUCAAGGGCCUAAUCCAGCACAGUUGGGCAUGGCACUCGACGGUGCUGCAUUCCCGUCUGCACCGGUCGUGAACCAGGCUCCGACAGGUGUGCCGAAUUGGGAUCCUGUCGUCGUCGAUGGUGCUCCGACUGCGUCGACGUUGAUGGGCGCACCUGCACCAAGACAGUCGUCUCAUAUGAGUACUGUCCAGUCAUCUCACAUGGGUACCGUACGACCAAGGGACGACGAUGAUGAUCCCCCGAGCAGUCCAGACGUGAUCUGGGAUGGAGGAGGUCCUAGGCCCGGAAAGAGGAUUAGGCAUGAGGAACAUAAUGGUCCGCAGGUCAACGGGCAGGUCAGUGGACAGGUCAAUGGGCAGGUGAACGGCAAGACUGGGGAGGCGAUGUGGGGUGUUGAGAUGCAGGUCAGUCAAUAAUGGAUGUGGCGAAC